Messenger RNA from Gadus chalcogrammus (walleye pollock), 2053 nucleotides. Its product is annotated as mitochondrial pyruvate carrier 1. Lineage: Eukaryota; Metazoa; Chordata; Actinopteri; Gadiformes; Gadidae. The transcript is spliced from 5 exons. Gene Ontology annotation, biological process: pyruvate import into mitochondria. Gene Ontology annotation, cellular component: mitochondrial inner membrane. The record is from RefSeq and is a predicted model, not a curated record. The coding region runs from base 127 to 456 and encodes 109 amino acids.
UUGCGACAGUGUCGUAAAAGGCCGACGGCAGGGUGACAAUUUGACCAGUUGUCCUCUAAACCGGUUUGCACGAAUCUCUCUCAAACCAUAAAUCAGGUUUCAUUUAGGCAAUCGACCAACUUAAUCAUGGCAGGAGUAAUUGCACGAAAAGCCAUCGACCAUGUGAGAAGCAAGGAUUUCAGAGAUUACUUGAUGAGCACCCAUUUCUGGGGUCCAAUUGCAAACUGGGGUCUUCCAAUUGCGGCCAUCUCUGAUAUGAAGAAGAGCCCAGAGAUUAUAAGUGGCAGAAUGACCUUUGCGUUGACCUGCUACUCGCUGCUCUUCAUGCGAUUCGCCUAUAAGGUGCAGCCUCGCAAUUGGUUGCUUUUUGCUUGCCAUUUGACCAAUGAAUCGGCUCAGCUCAUUCAGGGUGGUCGACUCAUCAAAUAUAACAUGGAGAAGAAGAGGGCGUCUUAAUGGCAGCAUGAAGCCUUCACGUCAGCUUCCUGCCUGGAGAGCGAGUUUCAGUGGAGGGGGCCUGCUGAUUAAGGAUCUACCUUGACCACCACAGUACAAAACGUAGAGCCCCUGAGAGUAUUCUUUGCUGCUAGCACCGAACCCUAAUGGUUCAUUUUCAGCAUUUAGUUGUAGUUUGGAUCGUAGGAUGUACUUCACAGGGAUAUUAACGCAGACGGUUCUCAGAGUUAUCAACUGUAUGUAGUUUAUUUUUACAACUUAAGCCACGCAUCAUCGUAAUUGGGGAGAAUGUAAAUCAUCACAAAUGUAGCCUAUACUUUGUUAGCUAUGUAAAAAUGUUACAAUGUUCGCUCUUAAACCAUCUUCAAACAAAUAGUGGUUGAUGAUUUAAAUUAAAUUUUAAUCUUUUAAUUUAUGUAAUGAAAGUUCCAGAAUUAAUAUUUUAUCAUGAAACCUAAUGAAGGAUAUGAAUUAAAAACAAGACGCAUAUUAAUUUUACCCUCUAAGGUGCACUUUGUAUGAUGUACUACAUUGUACGGUCUGCUACAAUUAAAUUCAGAUUUUCUUCUGAGACUACUGAUUAUUAUAUGACCAAAUUGUGUUUUGAAACUCGACUGGAGAAGUGUUGACUUUGUAUGCUUUUUGGUGAAUUAUUCUACAAGGGUAAUAAAUUACUCAGAUUAUUCCACUGUCAAAUGUGUAUGUAUAUGGUCUCUGUGUACCUAAAUACACUGGUACUUAUAUCAAUGGUAAUUUGCAUUUGUUAAAUCAAAAUACUGCCCUGAAGUAUGUUGAACUUUCAGUAUGUUGAAAGUGGUGAAAUGUUUGCCUUCACUCCGCUUAAAGAGUAGAGAGCAUUAUUCGUAUUUGCUUUGGUAGACGGUAAAACCUCUGUGUCAUGACCUAAUCAGGGUUGAGGCAGAGAGGGACAAAACAAGGCCUGCAGUUUCCCUGACCUUGUCUUGAGCUAUUCUCAUUUACUAGCAAUGACUAAACAGAAUGACCUUGAUCCAAGUUUUGCAGGCACUCAAAACAUGCAUGUGAUGUUAGUGCAAAGCCUCUUAAAUAAACCUCCGGCCAGGAAACAGGUUAAUAAUAGGUUAAUAAAUGGUUGCUUGUGUAGACACAACAUGCCAUUUUCCUCAAUGAAUAGGACAUCCUAUUUAAUCCUGCUUAUGUUGACCCUGCAGGGAAAAUAUUGAAUUAGAAAAGUUGGUCUAAAGGAGAAUACACAUCUGAAAGCAAUACAGAAGGGACAGAACAUUAUAUCCCAUUAUAUUUUAGACACACAGUAUUGUGUUAUACUGUAAGAAGGAGGCUUCCUGUGUAUUUGAAACCAGAUGCCAAAUCUUGCCACAUAUUCCCUCCCUUUGAUUUUAGGAUUAUUCAAAUCAUUUUAGUGCAUGCAGGUUCAAUAUUGCUGCAAUUAAGCCAAGUUCAUAAACCAUAACGUUAUAUUUUCUUAGUUAACUAAAGCAAGCUUUCUCACCUUUUUUAGAAUUACAAGAGGGCAAAUUCUGUCGUUAAUUUAGGCAGUCAAAUAAAAGUGUUUGUGUCAGUCGAAUUAGAAUGAAAAAACACACAAACAUUAGCUAUG